This is a messenger RNA of Megachile rotundata (alfalfa leafcutting bee), 2989 nucleotides long. RefSeq lists its product as uncharacterized. Lineage: Eukaryota; Metazoa; Arthropoda; Insecta; Hymenoptera; Megachilidae. The record is from RefSeq and is a predicted model, not a curated record.
UUUCAAACAUAUUUACUUGUGCUUUUAAGUAUUUUUUUUAGAUCGAACACUAUUGCAGUGAGAUUCGCGGUAAACGGACGAGUAAUGACACGUCGGGUAAUUCCGUUUGUCUUCGCUGCUAUUCGGAUAAUCACGUGACAGUCGAAUUCGUAGACUUCUAUGGCUUUGUGACUUUAAAGAUUUUAUUUUUGUAAGUUAUUAUAAAUAAAUAUGCCUCAAAUUACGUUGUGUGUGGUCCCAUUUUGAUUAGGAAAGCAUCACAAAUAUUUUGGUACGAGUUGUAUAAAAAAUGGACUGAAAAUAAAGAAGUUAGCAACGCGUUAGAAUUGUGAAUAAUACAACAGACUUUUGAUCCUUGCCGGCUGCCAUAAUCGCAUCUCGCUGUUCUCCUGCGUUCGAAACCUAUCGUCAAUUAAACAAGCAAACAUAGUUUAAAUUAUAUCGUGUUUGGUAUCAUUUUAAUUGAAAAAAUGUCAAAAACCUGUUAAUCAAAGUUUGAUUACGAAAAAGUCAAAAAUAAAGAAGUUUUACAUUUACAUUAUUAUUGGCUUACGGAUAUACUGGAACUAAGAUCAUGUUACAUUUCUUGGCGUCUCGAGGAGCCUUCCCCCAGUGAUAAAGAUAAUUUUUUUCGGUUAUAUCGUACACACCAUUCCUGCCUAUGUGCAGACUUUUUUUUGCUACAGUAUCCGAAUAUUAAUAUAACUGUAGGUGUAUCACUUGUAACACACGUGUGUAGGUGUAUCAAAAGUGUUCCUAGGUCUAACCACAUGUGCAAAUGGCGGGGAAUUUCGAAACGGUACAACAACCCUAACCACUUUUUUCCUCUGAAAUCAGUUUUACCUCUGUUCCAGCUAAAUCGCGUAUCAUCGUGCGUGUAAACCACGCCUUAAUCCUUAGCUCUCGGGGAUGUGGUGGUGGUAGCCAAGUUUUUCGGCAGUAGCGAACCGUGCUGUGUCGCGCGAGUAUUAUUCGUUCGCGCCAACGCAUUCGAGUCGGUCGCUUCGGCAGUGCGACGACACAUCGCGAACACAUCAUCGUGUAAACUCGGACAGAACUUUUUUCCGAUUUAAAAUCAUCACCGGAAUAUCGAUUAAAAAAGGCAAGAUCUCUUCUUCGCUGAUAAUUUACUGAACCACGAGGUGUUGCCGAAACAAAAAAAGGCCAUUGUUUAAACUGUCACGCUUCCUGGAUUCGAUAAAAGAACCACCUAGACGGUUUUCACCUACAUAAUCGUUCGGCUACCGAUAUUGGGACCCUGAUCACGCGCACACCGGUGAAUAUGAUAACCAGACAUCGGUGUAGGAGCAUCUUUCUCGUAGCAACAUGUUUUUACUUUCAGGCACAAAACGCGAUAUCUGCACACUUUGAUUUCACACCAUAAAACAGUAUUACGCAAUUCGUGCAUAAUUUUGUUCACACAUAUGAUAACUGUCUCAACUGGUUCAAGUGUAAAGAAAAAUCGUCUUCGAUGACGUAACCUUUAUACGAUUGUGGCUUGUACUUGCCACCGGCAAGGAAAGUUUACCAUUAUAACACCAUGUGCAGACGGCAACCCAUAAUUAAAGAAGGUUCUUAAUUACGUUUACGUAAAUGGUCAUGGACGUUUAAUGGAUCCACCAGCGAGGAACAGUAUGUGGCGUUUUGGAUAUCCGAAUCCUGUGAAUUACAAUGACAAUGAGCUCUUCUGUGGCGGAUAUGCAGUUCAAUGGGUGCAGAACAAUGGCGAGUGUGGUGUAUGUGGUGAUGCUUAUCACCUGAAAACGCCACGACCACACGAAGCAGGCGGAGAAUAUGCAAAAGGAACCAUUGUUAGACAUUACACCGUUGGCCAGGAUAUUGAUGUUGAAAUAGAAUUAACAGCAAACCAUCUGGGUCGUUUCGAAAUCUAUCUUUGUCCAAACAACAAUCCAAGGAGCGAAGCAAGUCAAGAUUGUUUUGACAGAUAUCCACUAUACGUUUCCGGAACCAGGGACGUUCGUUUCGAGAUUCCUAUAGAAACAGAAAGGAAGGCCAUAUUUCGGUACAGGGUAACAUUACCGGCUUAUGUUACCUGUUCCCAAUGUGUGAUACAGUGGAAUUACUAUACCGGUAAUAUGUGGGGUACUUGUGAAAAUGGAACCGAAGCAAACGGAUGUGGAAGACCAGAAACAUUUCGAAACUGUGCCGACGUAAGCAUCGUUACAAGUACAGCUGGUGUACCACCGCUCUUUGUGCAACAGGAUAAUCCCUUUUUACUUUACUACAAGGAUUAUCGUUCUCCUAAUAAUAUAUUUCCUCUUGUUGUUAGAUCUCAAGUGUGCUUAGCUACUUCUCUUUACCGUCGUAUUCCAGGAAUGAAUGACUGGUGUCAAAUUAACUGUCUCCGAUACCCACCAAAUUGUCCGGCAGCUAUUUGCCAAUGCCCGGAACAGUGCGACGCAAUCGGAGAAAUCGCUGGCCGAGACGGUGCAAGUGUAUACUGUAUGGAUAAAUGUCUUGUAUAUCCACCGAGCUGCCCUGCACAUCGUUGCCGUUGUUACUGAACAAAUUAAUUUCACGUUCAAAAAUAUUAGACUAUAUCGAAAAUAAUCGCGUCUUUCAAAAAAGUGUACAGUAUUACAAGCUACCAUAAUUCUGUGAUCUUGUAUUCAAAAGUUUGAAUGCUUAAAUUAACAAAUUUAUCAAUACCAUUAAUUUGAAAAUUAAAUCAUUAUUUGUUUGUAUUAGGUGCCUAAAAAUAUUCGUUGUCGUAAAUAAGUUCAAAUUAAAUUUUUUGUAAGAGAAUAUAAUAUAACAAUCAUGUCAUUAGACGGUUUUGUUCAUCUAGUUGAUAUGAAUUAGUGGUGGGAACAUCUAGUGUCCGAUAAAUUGGACAACCAUAUACACACUGUACGUACAAAUUGAAAGAAAAAGAAGAUAUAAAUUGAAAGAAAUAAAAAUUGCAAGAAAAAUAUAUUUUUUGUUGGAUUCAACCGGUGACAGUUAAGUUUAUAAGCAGGUAUCUAUA